This is a messenger RNA of Astyanax mexicanus (Mexican tetra), 1811 nucleotides long. It is a transcript of the gene nudt19, whose product is annotated as nudix (nucleoside diphosphate linked moiety X)-type motif 19. Gene Ontology annotation, molecular function: hydrolase activity, acting on acid anhydrides, in phosphorus-containing anhydrides. The record is from RefSeq and is a predicted model, not a curated record. Bases 114 to 1259 code for a protein of 381 amino acids. The transcript is spliced from 4 exons. NCBI's taxonomy places the organism in Eukaryota, Metazoa, Chordata, Actinopteri, Characiformes, Acestrorhamphidae. Gene Ontology annotation, cellular component: mitochondrion.
UCAAGCGCUCUUCCAAACAUGGCGGAGCGAACGGGGUUCAGCUCACAGCAGCACCAGCAGCAGUGUUCACUUCGCUGUCUGUGCUGGUGGUUAAUAAACGCAGGGCUGCAGAGAUGAACACGGCUCUAAAGCACUGGAAAGAGGCGGCCACGGUGAUUCUGGUUGCCGGAAUGAAGCGCAGUCCGGCCGCCAGCGUCCCUCACAAGUCCGCCUUCAACUACAGGGUGCUGCUGCUGAAGCGGAGCGGCAAGAGCGGCUUCAUGCCCAACGCUCACGUGUUCCCCGGCGGACUGGCGGAGGCCUCCGACUUCUCCCCCGAGUGGCUGGAUCUGUUCGAGCCCUUCCGGACGCUGCCGAACUUUGGGGUCGGGCUGGUGAAGCAGCCGCCUGAGACCAGGCCCCCCAUGUUCGCCACGGACCGGCUGAAGCUCGGGUCACCGGUACCGGGGGACGUCGCCUUCCGGAUCUGCGCCGUGAGGGAGACCUUCGAAGAGGCGGGGGUGCUGCUGGUCGUCCCUCGUAAGGACGCAGCGGAGCACCGGUCUCGGUCUGUCCCCGCCGCGCUGAGUGAGCUGUGUGACCGGAGCGAGAUGGCCCGGUGGAGAUCUCUGGUGAUCCAGAACUCCUCCAACUUCAUCCACAUGUGCAGAGAGCUGCAGUGCCUCCCCAACAUCUGGGCCAUGCAUGAGUGGGGAAACUGGCUGACCCCCAUCGGACUCCACGGCAAGCAGAGGAGGUACGAUACCGCAUUUUACCUGUGCUGCCUGAAGGACAUCCCGGACACAGUGCAGGACGAGAAGGAAAUCGUUCACUUUGAGUGGUCCACACCGUCUGAAGUACUUCGCAGCUUCCGGGAUAGAGAGGUUUGGAUAGCACCACCUCAGUUCUACGAUCUUGGGCGGAUGAGUAAUUUUCAUUUACUAAGCGACCUUCACGACUUCGCCAAAAGCAGAUCGGUGGAGGGCUGUGAGCAGUGGUUACCUGUUCACUUAGCUGCUACUGACUGCCAUGUAUCACUCUUACCCGGUGACAGCAUGUACCCUGAGACUCCAGACUACACAGGGAAGACGAAGAGCUCUUUACCAUCAGAGAAGUCUUUAGAAGAGCUGCAGAAGGAGAGUCCGAACCUACAUCGUAUUGUAAUCCAUGAUCUAUACACAACCUCUGCAUACGUGAACAUCACACCCAAAUACAGACACCUACCUCCUCUCACCAGCGCAGCCUUGAACAGCCAAUCAAAUCAUGACAGCAAGCUUUAGAUCUGGAUUUAUGAUGGACAGAUUUUAACUUAUACACUAAUGUAAGGGGGUUGUUUGUGAACAUUGUGAAUAUGUAAAUCAUACCACUGUAAAAAAAAAAAAAAAAAAUGUAUUUAGGUCUGUUAUGAUAAUUAUAUCCUGACUUGUCGCACAAUAUAUGGACAUGACAAUAAUAUUUUUUUUAAAACUUUUAUUUAUUUGGGAUUCAGGAAAUGUUCCUACUCCAAUUCACAUCUGAAUGUUUUUAAUAAUUAAAAGUAAUUACUUUAUGAGGGGUUUCCAUUGUAAUUAGUGCCUUAAAACAGUUUUACAAUGUCUAUUAUUAAUAAACACAAUUAUUUUUGGUAAAGUAUACAUUUUCCAUUUGCAACAGGCUUAGUGAUUGCAUUACUAUGCUAUUAUAUUAUGAUCGUAUUAGUGGCAUUUAAUGCUUAAUUAAAAAUUUCACUGUCCAAACAAAACUGGUUAUUGUGACAGGCCUAUAUGUAAUGUCCCAUUUUAUUUAAAUGUGCAUAUCUGCCACUGCCUUUAAAUAAACCUUUGUAAAACAUC